Molecule: messenger RNA, 2465 nt
Organism: Hyaena hyaena (striped hyena)
Lineage: Eukaryota; Metazoa; Chordata; Mammalia; Carnivora; Hyaenidae
Gene: TMEM41A
Product: transmembrane protein 41A
Exons: 5
Coding region: 72-863 (263 amino acids)
Source: RefSeq, a predicted model, not a curated record
GGCGCGCAGCCCCGCCCGGCGCUGCCUGCAGGCUCCCCUGUGGCCCCGCGGGUCCGAUCGCCGGCCGCGAGAUGCGCCCCCUGCUCGGCCUCCUGCUGGUCUUCGUCGGCUGCACCUUCGCCCUGUACUUGCUGUCGACGCGACUGCCCCGCGGGCGGACGCUGGGCUCCGACGAGGAGACUGGAGGCAGGUCACUGUGGUUCCCCUCAGACUUGGCUGAGCUGCGGGAACUUUCUGAGGUCCUUCGAGAGUACCGGAAGGAGCAUCAGGCCUACGUGUUCCUGCUGUUCUGCAGUGCCUACCUCUACAAACAGGGCUUUGCCAUCCCUGGCUCCAGCUUCCUGAACAUUUUAGCUGGUGCUUUAUUUGGACCAUGGCUGGGGCUUCUGCUGUGUUGUGUUUUGACAUCAGUGGGCGCCACGUGCUGCUACCUGCUCUCUAGUAUUUUUGGCAAACAGCUGGUGGUCUCCUACUUUCCUGAUAAAGUAUCCCUGCUGCAGAGGAAGGUGGAGGAGAACAAAAACAGCUUGUUUUUUUUCUUACUGUUUUUGAGACUUUUCCCCAUGACACCAAACUGGUUCUUGAACCUCUCAGCUCCGAUUCUGAACAUCCCGAUUGUGCAUUUCUUCUUCUCUGUUCUGAUCGGUUUGAUCCCAUACAAUUUUAUCUGUGUGCAGACAGGCUCCAUUCUGUCAACUCUGACCUCUCUGGAUGCUCUUUUCUCCUGGGAAACGGUCUUCAAGCUUUUGGCCAUUGCCCUGGUGGCCUUAGUUCCUGGAACGCUCAUUAAAAAAUUUAGUCAGAAGGACUUGCAUCUGAAUGAAAUAAGCAACACUCAUCAUCUAAAUAGGAAGGACACAUGAUCUGGGUUUUCAGUUGCUGUGUCGCUGGACUUUGUUGCAUUAUUUGUAUAAUGGAUGUGGUCCUGUGCAGCCCCUCGCUGUUUUUUAAUUACCCUCAACAGGUGAUUUGGACACUGUCUAUCUGUGUGCAAUGUUUUUAUAAAGGACACUCUGUGUUCUAGAAGGUGAACUGUAUCAGGUUCUCAAACCAGUCCUGAUUUAGCAGAGCACUCCGUGAAACGUGAAAUGGAUGGCCUUCUAGAAAAUCCUGCUUGUAUUUUGUUGAACAACAAGGAGCUCCGGAUGGUCUAUUGUAUUUGCUUCUCAGCAAGCCAUGCGCUGCCUCAGGAGAGGAUGUGGAUUGUCCUGUCCACAGGGCCUCUUUUGACAAGUGGUAGGCUGUUGUGACCGGUGUUCUGUUAAAUCCCUAGUGGAUGUUACUGGUGUAAAUGAUGGCAUGAACCCACAUCACUGAUGGUACCCCUUCAUCUUGUCAGUCUCUUUGGAGACUGUUUUCUUCUGUAUUUUUUUUUUUUUGCUGCUGACCUACCUCUUCCAUAAACCAAGGGGAACUAGCUGACAAACUGCAUAGAACUUCCACCUACAGUCAAAUGCACCGUGAUUUCUGUGAUACUUUGUGUUCAGAUGCACUGACAUUAUCAUACAUGUCAAAUCUCUUGGUUGCAUGUUCUGACAAUUAAGCUGAUUGCAAAUAGACUAUUAAAUAUGAAUGCAGCAAACUAUGCAUGUUCUGGGUAUGUUCUGGAGACAUUCUUACCUGUCUGAAUGGGGCAGGGCCCCUUGACGCACUGGAACCAAAUGACCUGUCCAUUUUAUAAUCUGUCCUUUCUGUGUGGGAAUCCCAUCUCUGUCCUGCUAGGAGAAUGGGUUCAGUACACUCAGCUGUCAGCCAGCGUAGCCUCUGGAUUUUUGUCAUUUUGUCAUUUGUCAAGAAUAACUGAGAUGUAAUUCUAUUUUAGCUUUUAAUCCGAGGAGAAAAAUUUGGUUUUGGAUUACUUUGUUGUGUUGUAUUUUAAUGAUCUGUAGCUGUUGCUGCUUCUUACGGCUGCAGUAUUGAAUUGACACACACCUGGGUUAAUGCUUCCAAGCACAGAAGGACCUUGGCGCCUGCACUGACCAGCCCUGGGAUCCUACACGGUACAGGAGUAACUCGUCAUUGCUUACCAGAACCCUUGCCUCUGGGCAUCAUCUGCUGGGUUUUGAUUUGGCUCAGCCAAGAAUCUUGCCAAGGCUUUCACUCAAGCCACUUGCUCUACAUGAAUUCUUGAGAAUACUCCUGUUCAGGAGGAAGAAUGAAUUCUCAGGUAGUGUUUUUGGGUCAUGGUAUAUCCAAAAAACACAACAAGGACUUCAUUUUCAAAGAUGUAUUGCUUUAAAAGAAGCGUGGUAACAGGAGUGGGGGUGAGGAGAAGGUUGUGUUCUGGAGGUGGACGGGGAAGUUAGUAUGUUUUCUCCAGGAUUGCAAGUGUGUGCCCUUUGCCCUUUUUCAAGAUCCCUAUGUUUGUCUCUCUCCCUCUUGCCCCACGAUUUUGCUACAAUGUGCCUUACCAGUUGUGAGUUUACAGGCAAAGCAAUUUCCCAAAUAAAUGGAUAUAAACCUUC